Messenger RNA from Oreochromis niloticus (Nile tilapia), 1411 nucleotides. RefSeq lists its product as uncharacterized. The transcript is spliced from 3 exons. Gene Ontology annotation, molecular function: aspartic-type endopeptidase activity. The coding region runs from base 1 to 1053 and encodes 350 amino acids. The record is from RefSeq and is a predicted model, not a curated record. Gene Ontology annotation, biological process: proteolysis. NCBI's taxonomy places the organism in Eukaryota, Metazoa, Chordata, Actinopteri, Cichliformes, Cichlidae.
AUGGAAGGGGUGUGCCUGGAGCGGGUCGUGGGUUUAGAGGUGUCUGUUGGAUGUGUUAUCAGCCUGGGCACCUGGAAGGGGUGGUCCAUUUCAUCAGGCUCCAAACCCACACAUGAUCCCUGGACCAAGACCUCAAAUGCCGACCUGGGAGGCUGGCUGGAACAGCCAGGACUGGCAGCAGUGACACACCCACAGGGAGGCCGAGGAGAGGGGGGAAAGGCAGACCCCUUACUCUCACUGACGGUGAAUGGACUGACUCUGCCGUUCCUUGUUGAUACGGGAGCUACUUAUUCAACCAUCCAAGAAGUUCCUGAUAACACUAAAUUAUCUGGGGACGAGGUCAGCGUGGUCGGCUUCUCUGGGGUUUCAAUGACAUUGCCAGUGACUGUUCCUUUAAAGACUGAAAUUGGAAAGCAAGCAGUGGCUCAUCCAUAUGUCAUUUCAGCGCAGGUGCCUGUGAACUUGAUGGGGCGAGACCUGCUCAUCAAACUGGGAGCUGUGAUCAUGUGUGGGCCUGAUGGUUUAACAGUGACUCUGAAGGAUGGCACACAGCUUCCGUGUGUGGCCACAGGUACGAGAGGACAGUGGCUGCUGUCUGAGGACAUUGAUCGUACAGCAGAAAUCUACUGGGCUCGGCUGACGACCUCUAACGGCAUCCUGGCACACUUCCAACUCUGGCGGCCCUGGAUCAUGGCCCUCGACGUGUAUGCUCCACCCAUUGACCCAUACCACGUGACACUCUUUUAUGAUCGCGAAAACACUGAGUGGUAUGAAGAUCUGUUCCAUGAAUUCCUGGAGGGGAAGGCAUGGCAGGUCUCUACCAGAGAUAUUUAUGUUGGACCGCAGGGGGUAGCAGCCCUGGUCCAUUUGUCGGAGGAACAAAAGAGCUGGUUCCGAAUGAGUGAUGAAUCUGUGCCUCAUGUGUCUCUAGCGGUUCAUUCUGGACAUCAAGCGAAGGACUUGGGUCCCAUGAUGCGAGUAGCUUCACGAGCAAUUGAUUGGCAACUCACACAGACUCCUGAUGUUUCCUUCUCCCCAAGUACUAAAACAUAGAAUUUCAACAUCACACACAGAUGACACUAUGUUGGAACAUCGUCACAUUCGUAGGACACAUGGCAGGGAACUGACAGAUCAUCCAGAGGCCGUUAAAGGCCUCUCACAGUUGCCUCACACACUGUGGUCACAGGGGCCUACGGAUGUUGGCUUAACCACCUGUUCGCCUGUGACCUUUGAACUUAAAUCUGACAUUCCAAUAUGGCGUCCGCAGUACCGACAUUCACCACAGGCAGAGGAAGGCAUUGCAGAGACUAUUGAAGGGCUGUUAAAGGUGGGGGUGUUGGAGCCUUCCACGUCUCAAUGGAACACGCCUAUUUUGCCAGUGGAAAAGCAUGGCACAGGGGUCAACAGUUAA